AUGAGUGAAAAGGGUGAAGAAAAACACUCAUUUGAGCAAAAGCAAAGAGAAUUGUCUGCAUAUACAAGCGAAUCCUCUGUUGAGCAACCCAUCGAGUUAACUGCAUCACACUACAACCAGCUCCAUGUUAACAAUAACAAUAACAACAACAAUAACAACAAUAAUCAAAUUAAAAAAAGUCGUUCUGGAAGCAUUGCCUCAUUUACGAAAAAGUCCUUGGACAGUGUACGAAAAAGCCUUCAAGGAGAUAUUGAAAGUUUCAAAAGCUUCAACAGUAACAACAACGAUUACGAUAAUGAUGACAGUAAUGCGCAUAAUAACAAUGCGCACUAUUCCAUUAAGCAGAUUUACGGUGAUUUAGAUAGCAAUGAGAUCAGGUUGCAACGUACAGCAACAAGAAGGACAAUUAUCAGUGAGAUUGAGAAUCGGAUAGUAGCUGAUGACAAUAGUCAGGAACACCUUGCUUUUAAUGAUAUUGAAAAACAAAAAAAGAUCAGAGGGGACGAUGUGAUUGAAGAUCAAAUUGUUCCUAUCCAACAGCACGGAGAAGAGUUUACAAAAAUCGAUCCUGAAUUAAUCACUUGGCAAGGCACUAAGGACCCUGAAGACCCUAGAAACUGGGAUAUCAAAUUGAAAAUUUAUUUGUUGGGAUUUGUCUCAUUAUACGCAUUGGUUGCGCCAAUGUCAUCGAGUAUGCUUUCCCCCGCAAUGAGCGAAAUAAGUGUUGAUUUCAACAUCCCGUCGCCAAUCAUGCAGGCCAUGGUUGUCUCUAUUCAAAUUCUUGCAUGGGCAUUUGGACCGCUUAUCAUUGCACCGUUAUCGGAAUACGACAAUAUUGGGAGAAAACUAGUCCUUGACAUAUCAUGCUGGAUGUCUCUUUUCUUUAACUUGGGUUGCGCUUUCAGCCAAAACACAGCACAGAUGAUGGUGUGCAGGUUUAUUGGUGGCUUGUUUGGGUGUGUGCCGAUGAACGUUUGUGCUGGAGUCAUUUCAGAUAUGUUUGAUGCUAAACUGCGUAACGCAGCAUUGGCCGGUUAUUCGUUGGUGCCGUUGCUUGGGCCAGUAAUUGCACCGCUCAUCUCGGGCUUCAUUGUUGACCACAUGCAAUGGAGAUGGUGUUUUUAUGUGCUUUGUAUAUUCAACUUUGCUGUAGCAGCAUCUGCCACCAUUUUGUUCAAAGAGACUUAUGCACCAACAUUGCUUAAAAGGAAAGCCAAUCAACUUAAAAAGGUUACUGGAAAUGAAAACUUGCACACAAUUUACGAAAUCACCAAUGGGGUUGAAUCUACCUGGGGAAGAUUAACUCAGUGCAUGGUUAGACCUGUCCAUUUACUUCUUACGCACCCGAUGGUGAUUGGUCUUGGAUCAUUUAUGGCGUUCACUUAUGGAUUCAUGUACUUGAUGAUUAUCACUUUCCCACAAAUUUUCACACAUCAAUAUGGUUACACAAAAAGUGUCACCGGCUUAAUGUACAUUCCAAUGGGUGUUGGGUUCAUUUUAGGUGUUGUGUUUUGGACAUUCAUGGUUGGUAAGACGUAUACUCGUUUGACAAAUCGCAACAAUGGUGUGUCAAAGCCAGAAUUUAGACUUCCCUGUCUCAUUGCGUGUGCUAUAUUCAUUCCGGUGGGGCUCAUUUGGUUUGGCUGGUCGGCGCAAUACCAAUUGCAUUGGAUCAUGCCUGGUAUUGGCUCUGCAAUUUUUGCAUUUGGCUUGGUUUGUGUCUUCCAAACUAUCCAAAACUAUUUGAUUGAUAUGAACACCAGAUUUGCCGCAAGCUCGGUUGCUGCAGCAGCAUUAUUCAGAAGCUUGUUUGGUUUUACGUUUCCACUUUUUGCAAGAAAAAUGUACAGUGCAAUGGGAUAUGGUUGGGGAAACACAAUGUGUGCUUUUAUUGGUAUUGCAUUGGGUAUUCCAUUCCCCAUCUUUUGUUAUUUGUACGGAGAGAAAUUAAGAGGCUGGUAUGAUGCCAAGUACGAGGCAAAACAAAUAAAACGGGAGAUGAAGUCGUUGGAAAAGUUGAAGGAGAAGCAAAGUGUGGUGGUAUAA
Lodderomyces elongisporus is the source of this 2046-nucleotide messenger RNA. RefSeq lists its product as uncharacterized. The transcript has a single exon. Lineage: Eukaryota; Fungi; Ascomycota; Pichiomycetes; Serinales; Debaryomycetaceae. The coding region runs from base 1 to 2046 and encodes 681 amino acids. Gene Ontology annotation, biological process: transmembrane transport. The record is from RefSeq and is a predicted model, not a curated record. Gene Ontology annotation, molecular function: transmembrane transporter activity.